This is a messenger RNA of Cygnus olor (mute swan), 1921 nucleotides long. RefSeq names its product tyrosine-protein phosphatase non-receptor type substrate 1-like. Lineage: Eukaryota; Metazoa; Chordata; Aves; Anseriformes; Anatidae. Bases 36 to 1541 code for a protein of 501 amino acids. The transcript is spliced from 7 exons. Gene Ontology annotation, cellular component: plasma membrane. The record is from RefSeq and is a predicted model, not a curated record.
UGAGAUUGUUCCUCACCAGCGAUGCCAGCCCACAGAUGGGCGGCACUGCCACAUCCACCGGCACGGGGCAGCAGGAGAGAGGGGGCCUAAGGCCGCACGCACCCCAGGUGCAGAUGGCCGCUCUGCCCCUCACGCAGGGCUUCGUCGGAGCCUCCCUGCAGCCGGGGCUGUCCUGCAGAAACCAGGGGCACCCCGUGCCCACCGCAGCCCCUCCAGCCCCUGGCUCUGUGCGGGCAUCAGGGCGAGCGCAGGGGGGCUUCAAGCCGGGACGCGUUUCAGGGGUUAAGUCCUGCUGUGCUCCUGCCCAGCUCGGCCUCCUGCUGCCUGCCCCGUCCGGCAGAGGGGCAGGCACCAAAAGCGUUAACAGCACGCGCCCGUUUCCAUUUCCUGUGCAGCUUCUCGUUUUCCUUCUGGAGUUAGAGCCCAGAUUUUCGGCAGCGCCGAUGGCUCCGCUCUGCGCCGCGCUGCUGGCUCGGCUCCUGCUGGGGCAGCUCAGCCUCGUCCUAGCGUGGCUCUCGGGUGCGGGUGCCCAGGCAGAUCCGAGCUUCCAGCUGCGACAGCCCCAGAAGGAGGUGUCGGUGAUGGUGGCGGAGACGCUGACCCUGACCUGCACCGUGUCUGCAGGGCGUCCCGUUGGCCCCGUGAGGUGGCUGAAGGGCUGGGGCAGUGGCAAUGAGACCAUUUAUGACCAGAAAGAACCCUCCUCAUCCCGCGGGACGAGGGCAGUGAAUGGCUCCAACACAGACUUCACCAUCCUCAUCAGGGACGUCCGCCCCGAGGAUGCCGGCACCUAUUACUGUGUGAAGUUUCGCAAAAGGGACACCGGUGAUGAGUUGUAUCGGCGUGGCGAGGGCACGGUGGUGUCGGUGCAGGAGACUUCUCCAUUUCCCAGCGUGGAGGUUGCAGCUGCCGUGUUCUUCUUCCUCCUCCUUAUCUUCAUCCUCACCUUCUGCGUGUACCACAAGAAGCGGCGGGGUGAGGGACAGAGCCAGGGUGCAGCCGGGGCACCCGCAGGCGGCUGCUCACCCAUCCGUGUCCCGUGCUGUGCAGGGAGCCCCGGGACCCCCAGCAGCGAAGGCCGGGAUGCAGAGACCCCGAGGCUGCCCCACCAGAGACUUCUCCAUUUCCCAGCGUGGAGGUUGCAGCUGCCGUGCUCUUCUUCCUCCUCCUUAUCUUCAUCCUCACCUUCUGCGUGUACCACAAGAAGCGGCGGGGUGAGGAGCAGAGCCAGGGUGCAGCCGGGGCACCCGCAGGCGGCUGCUCACCCAUCCGUGUCCCGUGCUGUGCAGGGAGCCCCGGGACCCCCAGCAGCGAAGGCCGGGAUGCAGAGACCCCGAGGCUGCCCCACCAGCAGAGCAGCGAGCAGGACAAGGACAUCCACUACGCCGACCUGCAGCCCCUGCCCGAGGCGCCGCAGCGCAGCCAGAGCCCCGGCGCGGAUCGCUCCGAGUACGCCAGCAUCAGGGGAGCUGCCAAGUGACGCACGGCCCCGCCGGGGGCUGAGGAGCCGGCGCCGGGGGAGGAAGCAGAGACUUUCCUGAAGGGCACCAGAAAGAAGAAGUGUAUCUGUCUGUGUAGCGCAGCUGGCCCAAGCUUGGCAUGCGAGCCUCAAAGCUCUCCUAACUCAUUCCCAUCUCGGUGGCUGUGCCAGGCGGGGGCAGGCUCAGUGCCCGAGCUGCCCUGCCCAGGCUCGCAGAGACCACCCCGGGGGCCAGCAGCCACCUCGAGUGCAGGACCAGGGCUCUGGGCUGAGCAUCUCUGCCUUGUGUGAGCCGUGUGGUGCCGACAGCUCCGCGAGGACUUCAUGCACACUCGUCUCUGCCAGAACAGGCCACUGGAACUUUCUUGGCUCAGCAGAUCCAUGAUUUGUAUUAGGUCAUCAUCGCGCCGAGCCCGUCCUCAUUAAAGCCUGCUAAGAGCC